Centrocercus urophasianus (Greater sage-grouse) is the source of this 3427-nucleotide messenger RNA. It is a transcript of the gene TMEM132A, whose product is annotated as transmembrane protein 132A. The transcript has 10 exons. The record is from RefSeq and is a predicted model, not a curated record. NCBI's taxonomy places the organism in Eukaryota, Metazoa, Chordata, Aves, Galliformes, Phasianidae. The coding region runs from base 7 to 3099 and encodes 1030 amino acids.
CCGGCCAUGGCCCUGGCCGAGGGGCCGUACCUGUUGCUGCUGGCCGCCGCCCUGCUCGUGGCUUCAGCCAGCAGCGAGUGGUCCCCCCCGGAGCCCGUGUUCCUGCCUGUGGAGAUGGAGCUGCAGGCAGUGCCCGAGCACUACCGCCUGCAGCGUGCGGAUGGAGCCCUGCCUGCCAACACCUCUCUGCACACCCGUUCCGACACCUUCCUGCUGCUGCCCCGCCACCCCACCGCUGGCCCCCCGCCUCUUCUGCGAGCCUCCUACCUGCCCUUCAGCACCCACCAGGAGGUGCCCACCAAGAGUCACACCUGGGCCGUCCGUGCCGUGCCCCUGCACAGCACUGUCAGUCCAGAUGAACCCACCGCCCGCGUCCUCUUCCACCUGCACGGCCCUGACUGGCGUGGACGGCGGGACCCCCCUGGGGAGCAUUCGCUGCCCUGCAUUGUCCUGCAGGUCCAGCAGCGCAGCCGGACGCUGCAAGGCUCCUGCCGUGUGCAGGCCCCACUGGGCAUCUGCUUGGUGGAACUGGAGAUCCCAGCACGCUGGUUCUCCCCGGUGUCGUCCCCGGAGUCAGUCGAACUGUGGUAUGGCGUGGCUGGGCCGGGAACCUGCAGCCAUCCCAGUGGCACAGUGGAGCCCCUGCGGUACGUGGGGAUGCUGGAGCUGCAGACAGUGCCGGCAGUGGCACGGCGGCAAGAGGUGCCGUUGGAUGAGAGGGUGCUGCUGCGCGUCCCCGACAGAGCCUUGCGGCCUGGGCAGCGCUUCACCGCCAGCCUGGCGCUGCGGCACAACUUCACCGCCAUGUUGCUGACCCUGCGAGUCAAGGCUAAGAAGGGGCUGCAGGUGGUGGCCGCCAGGUCUGCGGACCCUGCGUGGACUGUCCACUUGGAACGCAGCCGUGGCCCCAAGCACUGGUCGGCUGUGGUGACGUGUCGGCGCAGCAGGGACAUCCAUAGGAGCACCAGGGCACUGGAGGCGGCUGAGCUCCUCCAUCUGGAGCUGGCGGUGGAGAAUGGCACAGGGGCUCAGGCACUGGCACGACCCCUCACCUGGCAGGUGGAAUACCCAGGCCAGGACCCUGAGGCGCAGAAGGACAAGCUGGUGUGGGAGGUGCAGGUGUCGGAGCGUGACAUGCGCGUCCUCGUCCCCCUGGUGCAGGAGCUGGAGCUUCUCAAUACGUCCCCGCUGACCGGUGUCCCCCGUACCGUGCCGGUGACAUUGGUGAUGGUGGAGGUGGGUGGUACCGUGUCUGAGCUCAGUGAGCCGCCAGGCUGUGAGUCAGCAGAUACACAGGUGCUGCAGGUGAGCAUGGUCCCAGCCCCCCCAGCAGCACUCCCUGGGCACCCUCUGCCCCUCCGUGUGCCCCAACAGGUGUCGGAGGGCUGUGACGCGGUGUUCGUGGGGGGCAAGGAGAGCCGUGGUGCCCGUGGGGUGCGGGUGGACUUUUGGGCACACCGCCUGCAUGCCUCGCUGCUCUUCACCGUCUGGGCACCUCUGCUGCCAUUGCGUGUCCAGCUGGGAGACACUGCCCUGGAGCAGGUGCGUGGCUGGCGCCUGCCCGGGAACACUGACAGCUCUAGCAGUGAUGUGGAGGACCCUGGGGAGGAUGCUGAGCGGCGGACGCGGAGCUGCCGGCCGCAGUAUCAGCGCACGGCAGUGCGGUUCCUGGCAUACUUUGUGGCACAUGCACAGGAUGGUGGCCGCCACCUGUCCUACUUGCCAGGCCCUGAGUGGCUGCUGGAUGUCACACACCUGGUGGCCAGCUGGGCACGCGUGCAGGACCCCCGUGUGGCAUCGCUGGAAGGCGGCACCGUGCUGGUGGGCCGGGAACCCGGCGUCACCUCAGUGGAGGUGCGCUCCCCGCUGUCGGACGCCAUCCUGGGCGAGCAGAUGCUGGUGGUGUCAGAGGAGAAGGUGGCAGUGACAGAACUGCGUGCUGCAGUGGUGGCAGGGCUGGAGCUGGCGCUGCACCUGGAGCCUAGCCACCCUGGCUUGCUCACUGCCGUGUGCCAGGCCACGGCCACACUGCGAGGCUCCAAGCAGGAGGCGACGCUAUCUGUCUGGCUGUCCUUCUCUGAUGGCACGCUGGCACCGAUGGAGCUGUACGGUGGGCAGGACGCCGUGCUGGCUGUCACCUCACUGGAUCCCACAGUGGUCACUGUGGUGGGGACCUCAUCCUGGCAUCCGCGAGUGGUGGCGGAGGGGCCGGGCCGAGGGGCCCUGCUGCAGCUCAGUCUGCACCCCCUGGAUGUGUGCCGCCGUGGUCGUCACCGUGCCGCUGUGUUGGCUGCCGGCACUGCCUUGUUAGAGGUGGCUGGGGAGCGCAGGACCCCCCCGAGCAGCCCCCGGUCUCCCAUGCCAUUCCCAAGGGCAGAGGGGGCCAUGUCGGGUGAGGCGGUGACAGCGGGCCAGGGGGAGCAUGGUGAUGUGGGGCUGGUCAACACAAAGCUGCAGGGCAUGGGGUCUUCCUCCGAGGAGGAGGAGGAGGAAAGAGAGGAAGGCUAUGGCCGUGGCAUGCAGGAGGAGGAGAAGGAAGAAAUGGUGAAGGCCCCUGCACGUGUGAGCGACCUGGAGAUCGGCAUGUACGUGCUGCUGGGUGUCUUCUGCCUGGCCAUCUUCAUCUUCCUCGUUAACUGCGUCUUCUUUGUGCUGCGCUACCAGCAGAAGGAGCCACCCGACGCCAGCACCGCUGCUGCGGCUUCCCAGCCCCACAACUGGGUCUGGCUGGGCACUGACCAGGAGGAGCUGAGCCGGCAGCUGGACCGCCGGCAGCCUGAGCCUGACAGCCUGCCGGGCCCCCAGCCUGAGCGCUGCUGCUGUGCAGACCCUCUGGCACCCGACACGGGGUCCCCCAGUGGCACCUCAGUGGAGCCCCACAAAGAAGGGCCUGUGCCAGGGGGCAGCCGGCGGAAACGCGUGGAGUUCGUCACCUUUGCACCCCAGCGUGCCCCCGAGGAUCCCCCCCAGCCCACCCCCAAUGUGCAGUCCAUCCUGGUGGCUGGUGAGGAUGACAUCCGCUGGGUGUGCGAGGACAUGGGGCUGCGUGACCCUGAGGAGCUGCGCUGCUACAUGGAGAGAAUCCGUGGCAGCUCCUGACCCCCACCGGGACCGUCCUCUUUGUCCCUGUUCCUCCGUGGAGGGGACGCUGGUGGGACCAUCCCUAAGCCCCAUUGGGAAUCAGUGACAUCCCGCUGUCACCUUGCCCUGGGGUUUCCACUGCGGUGCUGGGGACACAGGGUCCCCUUCCUUGCUGCGGUUCUCAUUGCCACAUUGUGUUCAUAGUGCUGAUGCCGAGUUCUGUGCCCCCCCUUGACCGGCCUCGUGUCCGUUUUGUACAACAUUUUGUACCCAUUGCGCUGUGGGGUGGGGACCCUUAUUUAUGGAAGAUUUUUAAGUCUGAUUGUUGUUACAGAAAUAAAAUAUU